Molecule: messenger RNA, 918 nt
Organism: Funneliformis geosporum
Lineage: Eukaryota; Fungi; Glomeromycota; Glomeromycetes; Glomerales; Glomeraceae
Source: the annotation of a GenBank genome assembly
AUGAUUGAAGAGGUUGAAAAGACUGAUAUACCUCCAAAUCCAAAACUCUUGGACAAAUGGACACAAAUGGAUGUUAAGAAUCAUUUUAGGAAUCAAUAUGUUUCAAAAAUGCGUCAAUAUAAUAUUACACAUUAUGAAUUGGAAAGUUUUUUAUCUCAAAAAUUAAUCGGAAGAGAUUUACUUUACAUUUCAUUUGAUGUAAUUUAUUCUUUUGGGAUGAGUUAUGGUUCAGCUAGGAGGAUUUGUGAAGAGCUUGUGAGAUUGAAACAAUGUGUCAAGAAAAAUAUGGCGACAUUUGGGAAUUCUACCUUGGACAUCCGAGCUAUAAAACGAGAGGACUCUGACGGAUUUAAUAGAACAAAUUUACAAACGUGUAAUUACAUUUUACGUACACCACCAAAUGAUGGAUUAGACGAAUUUAGUAGCACGUCAAAGGGAUUAUUAUACAAUAGAAAUCAUGAUACUUGGACAUAUUAUCGUAAAUUUUUUAAUCGAGCUAUUAUGUCACCAAUAUUCGUUAGGCAAGCUAUAUCAUGGACGGAAGAAAUAUUUGAAGAAGUGGAAAGUUAUUGGAUGAAACUAGGUGGAGAUAAUUAUGCAAAUCUUAUCAAUAGUACAUCUCCAAAGGACAAGUUUAACGUGGAUGCUACUGUAUUAUUGAAUUUAUUACAUUUGGUUACUCAACGAAGAGAAGAAAUCAAUAUAACUACUUUGGAUGUAUCACUUACUCUUGACAUGCUUACUAUGUUCUUGACAGCUAUAACCAACAGAGAUAUUUCUGAACAAUUUGGCAAUAAAACUAAUAUGAACCGAUGUCUGAUGAAGCUAUUGUUGGUAAUUGCUGGAGUUAUUGAUAUAACUUCUGUUAUAUCAGUUAGUGUUUUGCUCUUUAUCCCGAAGCAAAAAAACGUCUUUUGA